This is a messenger RNA of Danaus plexippus (monarch butterfly), 2677 nucleotides long. RefSeq lists its product as uncharacterized. The record is from RefSeq and is a predicted model, not a curated record. Lineage: Eukaryota; Metazoa; Arthropoda; Insecta; Lepidoptera; Nymphalidae. The coding region runs from base 248 to 1813 and encodes 521 amino acids. The transcript has 5 exons.
CUUACGCUCCCGCAAGCGAAACUUAUUCCGCGUAUAUCGGAAAAGUGGUGAAUACAUUCACAGUUCUGAAUAGUUGAAAGCAUUUUAAUAUAUUACAAUAACAGUUCUAUUUAGUGUUGUUGACACUGUUAAGUGACUUUGCGAAUUGGAGGUGUACGUUUUAUUUUCAAUAAGGCCGUCCGUCCACGGACCGGCAGCCAGCUAUAAUGUAAGCGCAGGUCGAGCGUCUUCACUCAAGGUUUUUGCGAUGUGGUAUCCGUGGAUCGCGUUGCUGGUGUCGAGUGCACUGGUGGGGGCGGAAACGACUGAGGGGCCAACCCCGGCAACAACCCGCGCCCCACCACGCACCCUGGACAGGCCGCUUGGAGAGCUCGCUUGGCCCACCUGGUUACAGAAUCCUGAUGAAGGCAACCAGAACGCUCCUCCCAGACGAAUAACCACCAAGUCUCUGUUCAUAACCCCUUUGGUAUGUCCCAAAGGACAUCGCUUGGAUGGAGCUGCUUGUGUUCAAGUGGUGACCGUAAAUAAAGAUGAACAUGAACGCAUUUUAUUGGAGCAAUUGAACGCUCUGCAUAUAUUCACUGCAGCUCCAAACAACAGUGACGUUUUUUACGAUUACGGUGACGAAGAACCGGGACCGCUGCAAUUAUCUAUACCUAUUGGACUCGACCCUCAAGUUUCGCCACAAGAUCCAUCUGCUCAGAACCAGGAUCUGACUCCAAAUUUCGGAAAUAACGACAAAAAUGCUGAUAACACUGAUAUAGAAGCGGAGCUAGAACUCUUAAAGCUGCAGCAAGCGCAUAAUAAACUUAACCAGACAGCGGGUAACAAUAUUUUAUCGCAUAAUGCACUCCACAACUUGUUGACUUACUCCGACAAACCCAAAAGAGACAGCCCCAUGAUCAACUCAAGUGAGGUUGAAUCAUUAAACAGUACGGAUGAAGGGCAAAAGGAAGUAGUUUAUGGACACGUAAACGUUGACCCAGUACUUUAUGACACAAUAAAUGAAAAUAACGAAGAUAAAGCGACCGAUUUGGAAAUUAAAAACGACGAAACAUCUUUAGCUGAUAAAGACAAUUCGUCGAAUAAAACAGAAAACGAUACAACGCUAGCAAAUUUUACCGAUUAUUCCAGUAAUACCACCAACACAACAAAACCUGUGCUUAAAAAUACCGAAGAAACCAAACUCAACCCAGAAAAUGAUUACUCCGAUAUUGGAGAGGCUAUUAAGCUAAUAAGCAGAUACGCUGAAGUAUCUACUGAUGAUAAUUUUACCAAAGACGACAAAAAGGACCCAUCAACAGAAGACAGUGUAUUAGGAACACGUACCAAACUACAGUACCGCCGAAAGAAACCGAUAGUUUCGUUUAAAUUAAAUGAACAAGAAAAUCCAACACCCGACGUAAUGAGCAGUGAUGUAAUGAAUGACAGAUUAAAUCCAAAAAACGUUGUACUAUAUAGAUAUCCUUGGCCAAGCGAAAGUGCUGGUGUGAUUCCACCUAACUAUCCUUUCCGACGUCUCCAAGAUUACUGGCCAGGUCGUAGUCAAAUUGGUGGUUUAUAUAGAAGUGAAAAUCCACGGCGUCAUCAUCACACAUAUCCACACUACUUCAGACCACGAGGCUAUAACUACGCCGGCUAUCAUGGCACGCGUUCAGGUCUGCAAGAGGCUUACUCUAGACUUCGACGUUAUCCACACAAACUAGAAGAACGUAACGCUAGUCCCGUGAGAUCUCACGCAACCAACCAAGAUUUAUACAGCCUGCUUGGUUUAAGACACUGGUUCAGCGGUGAAGGAACUUCGAAGAGAUAGUUUGCUUCAUCCUUAUUAGAAAAUUCGAUGUUACCCGACGACGUAUAAUGGAAGCUAUGGAUGCUGCGCGCACAUUUUGAUCUAACUUAAUAUAAAAUUUAAUAUUUUCAGUGUUAUCUGUCUUUUAGCGCUCUAAACAAGUCUAUAGUCAUUUCUACCAUAGCUUUCACUAUAUUUAGCCUAUUUAUUUUCAAGCCAAAUAUUACAGUCAUAGUUAUGUAAAAUUAUUUGAUAGCUGUUUUAAGUUUUGUAAAUAUUUCCGCUCUCAAUGCCUAAGCUAAUUUUUAAUGCUGCAAAUUUAAUGUUUAUCCAUUAGUAUUAUCGUUGUUUUGUAUUAUGUAAAUUGUUGUAUUACUAAUUUAUGUUUAUUUGAUGUAUAUUUUUGUUGUUGUGACUUGUGAGUUAAUCGUAUGUAAGGAAAAAUGGUAAGAAUACCGUACAAGCGCUAUCGGCACUGGCUUGCCUUUUAAUGCUAUGGUAAACUUUUAGUACUUAUGAAGAUAGGUGUGCAGACCGGAAAAAAUAUUAUUAAAUGUAGAUACCAUAAAAAGAAAACACUUAAUUUAUCAAAGAAUAAAAGUAAUGCGUUACAUUUAGGACAUAUUUAAACCCACCUACAACCUUAAAUAAUUUAUCGAGCAGAGUAAAAUAUUAAGUGAAAGUGACACAGCUUACACUUCACAACAUUAUAGUAUUAGCAGGUGUUUACAAUUACUACGCAUUCUCUAUAAACGCCUUAUGAGCAUCGUAUGAAUAAAUAGUAGCGAAUAUCUUUAGUACAUUUCCUAAUAAUAUAUAUAUCUUUCAAAUCCUGUAGUAGUUUUAUACAAAGUCGUAUUUUCUUAAAAUAUAUUUUUACACUAA